Molecule: messenger RNA, 234 nt
Organism: Mandrillus leucophaeus (drill)
Lineage: Eukaryota; Metazoa; Chordata; Mammalia; Primates; Cercopithecidae
Product: heat shock factor-binding protein 1-like
Exons: 2
Coding region: 1-234 (77 amino acids)
Biological process (GO): cellular heat acclimation
Cellular component (GO): cytosol; nucleus
Molecular function (GO): transcription corepressor activity
Source: RefSeq, a predicted model, not a curated record
AUGGCCAAGACUGACCCCAAGACCGUGCAGGACCUCACCUCGGUGGUGCAGACACUCCUGCAGCAGAUGCAAGAUAAAUUUCAGACCACGUCUGACCAGAUCAUUGGGAGAAUUGACGAUAUGAGUGGUCGCAUUGAUGAUCUGGAGAAGAACAACGUCGCAGACCUCAUGACACAGGCUGGGGUGGAAGAACUGGAAGGUGAAAACAAGAUACCUGCCACACAAAAGAGUUGA